AUGUCACCAAAGUAUUCAAUUUUACUGCCGACGUAUAAUGAAAAAGAAAAUUUACCUGUUAUAGUUUAUCUAAUCCACAAAUACUUGGAAAUUAGUGAGAUAGAAUAUGAAAUAAUUAUAAUAGACGAUGGCAGUCCAGAUGGAACGUUAGAAGUAGCCAAACAACUCGAAACCAUUUAUGGAAAAGACAAAAUUUUAUUAAGACCUAGAGGGAAAAAACUUGGAUUGGGCACUGCAUAUAUUCAUGGAAUGAAACAUGCCACUGGGGAUUUUAUCAUUAUAAUGGAUGCUGAUCUGUCACAUCAUCCAAAAUUUAUACUGGAUUUCAUAAAAAAACAAGCCGAACAAGAUUAUGAUGUUGUUACUGGAUCACGAUAUAUUGGUAAUGGAGGAGUUUCAGGUUGGGAUUUUAAAAGAAAGUUAGUUAGUCGUGGUGCUAAUUUUGUUAGCCAAUUAUUGUUGAGACCUAAAGUAUCUGAUCUUACUGGAAGUUUUAGAUUGUAUAAAAAGCCAGUUCUGGAAAAAUUGAUAGAAUCGUGUAUAUCAAAAGGAUAUGUUUUCCAAAUGGAGAUGAUGGUCCGUGCAAGGCAACUAAAUUAUACUAUUGGCGAAGUCCCAAUAACCUUUGUCGACAGAGUUUAUGGAGAGUCUAAAUUAGGAGGAUCGGAAAUUGUACAGUUUGUAAAGUCUCUGUUAUAUUUGUUUGCUACAACAUAA
Messenger RNA from Macrosiphum euphorbiae (potato aphid), 717 nucleotides. The record is from the annotation of a GenBank genome assembly. Lineage: Eukaryota; Metazoa; Arthropoda; Insecta; Hemiptera; Aphididae.